UGGAGCGCGGACGUACGGACGAACACCGCGUAUUAAUAGCCGCUGACACCGCAGCCAUACGUGCGGAGAACCCGAGUCGCAUCCCGACCGCGGACCACACCGCACGCACUCAAUUACCAGCGAACCAGACAACUCCAAAUAACAAAGUAUGUCCGCGCUGAAAGUGAGUGCGCGAUCGUAAAUACUGUAUAACAAAAAGUGCGGCCGUCAUUGAAAACUAGUGAAAAGUUUUUUCGCCGCGCGGGGGUGGCUCCCCUGUGCGCCGGAAAAAAUCAUCCCCUCGCGCCCCUCGUCCGAACCUUUCAUUCAGCGUGAAAAAAGUGUGGCAAGGCCGCGUGACGUCACCGCCUCUACUAGCCACGCGCGUAUCCUAGCAACGUGUCAUAUCAUCCGGCUGGCUUAAGAUGCGUGACGAGAGCGAGGGGAGCUGAAGUGAUCGUCACUCGAGUGAAGUGCUGGUGAAAUGUAGGAAGUGGGAUAAGAGUGGACCCUAUGUGUAGUACGCAGCGAGUUAGGGUGUCGAGGAUGCACCUCACAGGUGCGUCCAGUGGCACGGUGUCUCCGGACACCAGUUCCACUCUCCUCCACGAAACGUACACCAAAAUGACGUCAGAUAUACUCGCCGAAAGAACUUUAGGAGACUUCCUCUCGGAGCAUCCCGGAGAGUUAGUUAGGACAGGCAGUCCACAUUUCGUGUGCACAGUUCUGCCUCCUCACUGGCGAUCAAACAAGACUCUUCCAGUGGCUUUUAAAGUGGUAGCUUUAGGUGAUGUCGGCGAUGGUACACUGGUUACAGUCCGAGCUGGUAAUGAUGAGAACUGCUGUGCUGAGCUUCGGAACAGCUCAGCGGUGAUGAAGAACCAGGUUGCCAAGUUUAACGACUUGAGGUUCGUCGGGAGGAGCGGUCGCGGAAAGUCGUUCACAUUGACGAUAACGGUGUCGACGACCCCUCCACAAGUGACAACCUACAACAAAGCGAUCAAGGUGACGGUGGAUGGACCGCGGGAACCUCGAUCUAAAACCAGUUAG
This is a messenger RNA of Leptidea sinapis, 1029 nucleotides long. RefSeq names its product runt-related transcription factor 1 (gene RunxA). Lineage: Eukaryota; Metazoa; Arthropoda; Insecta; Lepidoptera; Pieridae. Bases 493 to 1029 code for a protein of 178 amino acids. The transcript has 2 exons. The record is from RefSeq and is a predicted model, not a curated record. Gene Ontology annotation, cellular component: nucleus. Gene Ontology annotation, biological process: regulation of DNA-templated transcription. Gene Ontology annotation, molecular function: RNA polymerase II cis-regulatory region sequence-specific DNA binding; ATP binding; DNA-binding transcription factor activity, RNA polymerase II-specific.